Messenger RNA from Pungitius pungitius (ninespine stickleback), 2730 nucleotides. It is a transcript of the gene csnk2a4, whose product is annotated as casein kinase 2, alpha 4 polypeptide. The record is from RefSeq and is a predicted model, not a curated record. NCBI's taxonomy places the organism in Eukaryota, Metazoa, Chordata, Actinopteri, Perciformes, Gasterosteidae. Gene Ontology annotation, molecular function: ATP binding; protein serine/threonine kinase activity. The transcript has 13 exons. Gene Ontology annotation, cellular component: nucleus; protein kinase CK2 complex; cytosol. Gene Ontology annotation, biological process: regulation of cell cycle; peptidyl-serine phosphorylation; peptidyl-threonine phosphorylation. The coding region runs from base 389 to 1561 and encodes 390 amino acids.
UACAGGACGUAGGUGGCGGUAGUCUGCCAUAUUGUCUCUGAUACAGCAGAAAUCGCACACCGACGCGGGCACACACCGGUGACGGAGGGAGGCGAGGACCGUUGGCUUGACGAAACUCAGCUAACGGGGAAGUAUUUCCGUCGUGGGCUUAAUCAAGGGGCUAUCCAACUGAGCCCCUGGUGGCCUCUCCUCCCCGUCAUCAGGCAAAGCCCUCCCUCCCCUCCCCCCAGUCCCCCCACCCCCCCUCCUCUUGAGCCGCUAUCUCUGUUGAGAUCUACACUCUUCAACCCUUACCAUCCCUCUGUCUUCCCUCACCACCCGGCCGGUCCUCCCAGUACUCUGACCAUUGCAGUGAGAUUUGCCAACCAUCUCUGCCAAGCUGUCGGACAUGUCAGGACCCGUGCCGAGCCGGGCCCGAGUGUACACAGAGGUCAACACUCACCGGCCCAGGGAGUACUGGGACUAUGAGUCCCACGUGGUGGAGUGGGGAAAUCAGGAUGAUUUUCAAUUGGUGCGUAAACUUGGGCGUGGCAAGUACAGCGAAGUCUUUGAGGCAAUCAACAUCACCAAUAAUGAGAAGGUGGUGGUGAAGAUUCUCAAGCCCGUGAAGAAAAAGAAAAUUAAGCGUGAGAUCAAGAUUUUAGAGAACCUACGUGGAGGCCCCAACAUAAUCUCCCUCAUCGAUAUAGUGAAAGACCCUGUGUCCCGGACACCCGCCUUGGUCUUUGAGCAUGUCAACAACACCGACUUCAAGCAACUGUACCAGACCCUGACGGACUACGACAUCCGCUUCUACAUGUAUGAGAUCCUCAAGGCCCUGGACUACUGCCACAGCAUGGGGAUAAUGCAUCGAGAUGUGAAGCCACACAACGUGAUGAUUGAUCAUGAGCACCGCAAGCUGCGUCUCAUUGACUGGGGUCUGGCUGAGUUCUACCACCCGGGGCAGGAGUACAACGUCCGAGUCGCCUCCCGCUACUUCAAGGGACCCGAGCUGCUGGUGGACUAUCAGAUGUACGAUUACAGUCUGGACAUGUGGAGCUUGGGCUGUAUGUUGGCCAGCAUGAUCUUCAGGAAGGAACCCUUCUUCCACGGCCAUGACAACUAUGACCAGUUGGUGAGAAUAGCAAAGGUCCUGGGGACUGAAGACCUGUAUGACUACAUUGACAAGUACAAUAUUGAGCUGGAACCGCGCUUUAAUGACAUUCUGGGAAGGCAUUCCCGCAAGCGCUGGGAGCGCUUUGUCCACAGCGAGAACCAGCACCUGGUCAGCCCUGAGGCGUUGGACUUCCUGGACAAGCUGCUGCGCUACGACCACCAGGCGCGGCUCACCGCCCGUGAGGCCAUGGAUCACCCGUACUUCUUCCCCAUCGUGAAGGACCAGUCCCGUGCGGGCGGAGCCAACCUGCCUGGUGGGAACACCGCUGUCAGCUCAGCCGGUAUGAUUACUGGUAUCUCUGCCUUGCCAGCAUCCACUGCCCUGGGCCCCCUGACUGGCUCUCCGGUCCUCUCUGCUGCCACCAACGUCCUGAGCACCCCAGUGCCCGCCGGUGCCCCCCAGUGACGUCCCACACAAACCCUCCCCCCCACAACCCAACCACCCACCCUCUCCUGCCCCUGAGCAGCUUUUAAAAGGGAUGUGGCUCUGCCAGCCUUCACUAUUUUGUCCCCACCAACCUCCUGGCUGAUGGACGCCGACGUCUUGAAAUUAAUUUAUCCCGCCCCUCCUUUUCGUCCUCGAAUGAACUUGUUAACUUGACAUCUGAAAUGAAUGUUCUGUGUAGUUUGGAAUAUACAGGUACUCCUUUCAUUAUUUCCCGCGUGCGUGCGUGUGUUGAGAGCAAUGGUUCUUCUUCCUUAGUUUGGAUUGUGAAGGCAACAUGUAAAAGGUGACAGAAAGUCGUUGGACCAAAGCGGGCUCCUCCUGUAAGGUUUACUACUGCAGCAUUGUCAAAAGCCACCCGAUGACACUUAAUCAGUCUGGUCACAAGUCGACACCCUCCAGAUGCCGCUGUUUGGAAAGUGUUUGGUGCUGUUCUGUGCUCCAGGUGUGUGUGAGAAUACCACGACACUGGAACACUUGCUCUGCCUGAGUAGUUGUGUCUAGCCUUUUUUCUAACCAAACCAGAUCACCAGUCUUCUUUUUGAUACGCGACUGUCAUGAGCUCUUGUUAAGUGUGGAAGUGUCCCAGGCUGUUGGAUACAGGGGGGCCACCGAGUGGUUCCCUAGCAACUCCUGUGUUGUACUCUGAUCUCUUUUAAGGAGCCAGGUAAGGUUCAUUCAGGUUCUCAAAGAAAUGGUUUCUCAAAUGUGCUGCUCUCCACUUCCUUGAAUGACUUCAAGUGGCUUUUCUUGAAUGACUUCAAGACGUAACCAAAGUUUACUCAGUCGGUUGGAAGACGAGACUGACCAAACCUAGUUUUGUGGGAGUUACUCGUACUGUAAUGCAGGCCGCCUGUGUGUCGUGGUAUUACUACAGAACCAUGUGCUGUCGGUAUAGGCGUCGACCUGUAGUGGGCCCCCGGGCUCUGAAGACCACGACACCGGGUGUCCCCCGAGGUUGGGUGUUGAAUAGCACUUGAAAAGUGUACGUUUUAGUCCCUGCUCUGUCAUGCGCAUCUUUUUUCUUUUUCAUUUUCUUUUUCUUUUCCAAACUUGCAAAAUGCAAAUAAAUCCAAACAUGUAUACAUUGACCCGAGAGCGGAGCAGUUGAAGUCCCUACAUCACUGUAU